Menidia menidia (Atlantic silverside) is the source of this 1155-nucleotide messenger RNA. NCBI's taxonomy places the organism in Eukaryota, Metazoa, Chordata, Actinopteri, Atheriniformes, Atherinopsidae. The record is from the annotation of a GenBank genome assembly.
AUGAACGAUUAUUCUGAGAAAGUAAAGAAAGGCUGUACUCCCAAGAAAGAAAAAAAGUGCAACAGGAAAACCCAAGAAAGUACAGACCGUGUACAAGAUGGCAGGAGACCAGCCGUCAAAAGAAAAGCCAGUCCUGAACCUCAGAAACCCAAAAAAAGAGCAAGGGUCUCUGAGGUGGCUGAACCUUCCACAAGUUUUCAGAAGGAGCCCAAGAAAUUUCAAAAUGGAAAGAGGAGAGUCACAGAAGAUGGAGAGGGCCCUUCAAAUCCAUCCAAAAAGAGAAAACUUUUUGAUAAUCUAUUACACGAUGAGAUGUCUUCUUCAGUGGACAGUGAGUGCAACAAGAAAACCCAAGAAAGUACAGACCGUGUACAAGAUGGCAGGAGACCAGGCAUCAAAAGGAAAGGCAGUCCUGAACCUCAGAAACCCACAAAAAGAGCAAGGGUCUCUGAGGUGGCUGAAACUUCCACAAGUUUUCAGAAGGAGCCCAAGAAAGUACAAAAUGGAAAGAGGAAAGUCACAGAAGAUGGAGAGGGCCCUUCAAAUCCAGCCAAAAAGAGAAAACUUUUUGACCAUCUAUUACACGAGGAGAUGUCUUCUUCAGUGGACAGUGCUGCAUUUGAGGCAAAAUAUGUGGAGGAAAGUCCACUUGGUGAAGGAGGUUGUGGAUCUGUUUUUGCAGGUCAUCGGAAAGCAGACAACAUGCCAGUAGCCAUCAAACACAUUCCAAAGGACAAAGUGUACUGCAAACAUAAAGACACGGAUGGAAGGCUACUUUCGGUGGAAGUGGCAGUUAUGCAGAAGCUUGGAAUGACAGAUCCUGCUUCAGUGGGGAGUUCAGCCCCAGUGUCCCUGCUGGACUGGUAUGAUUUCCAGCAGGAGCUGAUUCUUGUGCUCGAGAGGCCAAUGCCUGCUGAAGACCUCUCAAGCUACAUAGAAAAAAAUGGAGGUUCCCUCGAGGAAGAGGAGGCAAAAGUUAUCCUUAAACAACUGGUUGAUGCAGCAAUACACCUUAAAGAGAAAAGCAUCUUCCACAGAGACAUCAAAGUAGAAAAUAUCCUGAUCGAGACCAGCACAGACGUCCCACGAGUUCGACUCAUAGACUUUGGAUUGAGCUGCUUUGUCAAGACAAAAUCCAGAUAUAGAGUCUUUUAU